Messenger RNA from Magallana angulata, 1843 nucleotides. RefSeq lists its product as uncharacterized. Gene Ontology annotation, biological process: tRNA splicing, via endonucleolytic cleavage and ligation. Gene Ontology annotation, molecular function: tRNA 2'-phosphotransferase activity. The transcript has 7 exons. The record is from RefSeq and is a predicted model, not a curated record. NCBI's taxonomy places the organism in Eukaryota, Metazoa, Mollusca, Bivalvia, Ostreida, Ostreidae. The coding region runs from base 124 to 762 and encodes 212 amino acids.
GUUAAACAUGUUAAAGAUAAACAUAUGCCUUGAACUUUGCAGUAUCUUUGUUGUUGUCCAUAUUUCACUGUUCAUCUACUUUCACUUUCGAAAUAUUUUCUGUAAAAUGAGUAUACGAUCAAAAUGGCAGAUGUUCAACUUUCUCACUUUUUAGCAAAGAUUUUACGCCAUGAAGCUAUUAACAGAGGAUUAGAUGUAACUGAGGAUGGUUAUGUCGAUGUUGAGGAUAUUUUAGAAUUACCUGAGGCAAGAAACAAAACUGAACAACAUGUCAGAAACAUUGUCAGAAAUGACACCAAGGGAAGAUUUUUUCUCAGAGAAAGUUGUGGAAUUCUACAGAUUAAAGCAACCCAAGGCCAUUCAUUUGAGGUUAUUCUUUAUUCCAUAUUUCACAAAUUAAGACUCAUCAGCUUACUGGUCCCAAAGCUUGAGUUGAAACUUGUUACACAUUACACAGAAGUAAGAUGUGCAGUACACGGCACCAGAAGCAGGAACUGGGAAUCCAUUAAAUCAGAGGGAAUAUCCAAGAUGGGAAGAAAACAUAUUCAUUUUGCUCAAGGAGAGAGAGGUGUAAAAAGUGGAUUCCCCCCAUACUGUGACAUGGCAAUUGAAGUCGACGUUGAAAAAGCUAUGAAUGAUGGAAUCAAGUUUUAUAUCUCUGAGAAUGAUGUUGUGCUAACUGAAGGAAGAAAUGGCUACAUACUACCAAAAUAUUUCAAGAAAGCUUAUAAAAUCAGCUCUAGAGAAGAAUUGCCAUUCUGAUCAUUUUGUGGAGAUCCAGAUUUGACAGCUCUUUAUCAAGUCACCAGACUCGCUCUGACUACACAAUCUGUGGUUGUCUGUCCUUGUUUACAGACUUUUAACUUAUAAAGCUACUAUAAUUAAUUUAUUAUGUUACAUUUGUAUAGGAAAAAGAAAGAUAGGUUCUUGACAACCCAAAUUUUUAAAAAUUAUAAACAUUGGUACUUGCACAGAUCUAGACACUAUACUUUUCAAUGUGAAUAUUUAUAUAGGGCAGGAAAGGCAACAUAUGAAAAACGGGGUUCUUGCAAGAUGCUGCAUUCAGUCCAAGUUUAUGCAAAUAAUUGUAAUUUUCAUCAUUAGCACUUUUAUUUGUUGUAUUGUUGAGAUAUAUGUUAUAGAGACAAUUUUACAUUAUAAAUGGGUUUUGGCAGAGUUGUUGCCCUUCGAAAAUUUCUUUUAUUUGUCAUGUGUACUGAUGUUCAGCUUAUUUUGAAGCAGCUAUUCAUCUUUAUACAUCGUACCCAUUAGAAUGCAUCUCUUCUGGCCUGGUAAUUAGUUAUACAUCUAGUUUAUCAAAGUCUAAAUACCAAUUGGAUAGUAUUUAUGGAUUGUUAUCCCUCAUGCUCGCUCCUCUCAGGUUAGAGGUUUGAAUCAACUGACCCAGCUAUUUUGUUGCUUGUUUAUAUAAUGUAUUGCCAUUCCAUGGAUCCUUUGCACUGUUGUAAUAUAUCCAUGUGACUGUUAAAGCCAUUGGAGCUCUUGUGGGUUUUUAUAUUGUAAAGCCAUUAUGCCUCUUGUUUCACAUUGUUCAUUUGAUGAAUGUCAGACAGAGGUUUUUAAUACAGAUGUGAUACAAAGUAUUUAUUUCCAUAUUAAUUUAUACAUAUUGUUGCAUGGUUUUUGAAAAUUGUUAUCAAUUAUUUCUGCUAUUACUGUAGUUACUGGUAGAGUGUUUGACACAGAAUAUGAUUCUGUUUCAUUUUUAUGUUGAAAAGAUUCUACAAUAGCUAUGAAAUUUUCAUUAUUUAUUACCUGUACAGAAGGUAGAAAAACUUUUAAAAUGUUGAAAUUUAAAAAUAAAAAUCAUGAACAACCAGUU